AUGACAAGUUGAUCUCACAUCAAUCAAAAUUUGCUGCAAGUUGUCAAUCUAAUAGUUCUUCGUUUUUAUUCAAUGACCCAAUCUUUAUUUAAUUGAACUUGAACUAAUCUAUGAAAAUGCACUCUGUAUAAUCGGCUCAGCCCGCUGAGGCAAGAAAACAUACAAGAAAGUGGGGCUAAGAAUAUAUUGUCCCAUUCCAGCUGAAUAUAAUGUAUCAUGGUGUACAGCUAUGUCCGUAUCAAUGGCUACAGGUUUGAAAGAUAUAGCAGGCAUUCCAUGGAAUCUUAAUCCAUUUUAGGAGGCCAAUUCAGCAAAGGGAUGGCCCAAUCUAGAAUUCCUAGUGGCCUGCUUUGAUCAUAAGGACAACCUGACGACAAAUGGAAGAACCUGUUGCACCUGCAAGGAAACUGGGCAUAGCCCACAUUGGAAGCAGUCGCGGGACGCAAGAAGCGCGUUUCAGGGAGGCCGGCCUGGUCGGCAUGAGGGGCUAGUCUUCCUUGUCUUUUCUUCGAUUUGCAUAAACUGUCAAAGGAUUCAAUUCGCCGCUAAAGUUCGAUUUUGUUAAAUUACCUUUUUAACAUCUUCAGCCGAAAUGUUGUUAAUGCCCUUUUCGUGAUAGUUCUAAAAUUUCCAGCAAGACGAGGGAGGACUGGUCGGUCAUUUUAGAUGAGCCGUCCCAUAGCCUUCGCGCCAGCACAAAAAUUGGGUAUUUCAGUUAGCAUCGUCUCCCUUCCGGCCUAUAUUUCAUCUUCAGUCCCUCAAAAACCCUACACCGAAAACCUGUCUCAGAACCUUUUACUUGACAGUUGACACCAACCGCUUCCAUUAGCCAGUAGCAACACUGCUCCGCCAUGACCACCGCGGCCACUGCCACUACAUCAUCCGGAAUCCUCCAUCACACCACCGCCUUCACCUCCGAAAUCCUUUCACAAUCGGAGCUCCGCCACCACAUUCUCUCGACCCUUCGCCGAAAACUUUUGCCCUCUGAUCAACUCACACUCAAACCCUUAAACCUCGCAGCUGAAACUCUAGAAAACGCCAUUUCCGCCUCUAAUGCCUCCAUCCAAUCCUCCUCUCUCCGCCUUGCUCAAAAGCUCCUCCUUUCCUAUCCUAGAACCCCUUUCUCCUCUUUCCUUCUAUCCCUCAUUUACUCUCUCUCCAACCAACCCAUCAAAUCCUCCCUCAGCCUCCUACAAGUUUUUUAUCUUGACCCUUCAUUGGCUCGAUCAGAAAUAGCACCUACUCUUUUCGAGGACCUCUUUCUCGUUCAUUUUCUGCCUGUUCUUCAACGGUUCAAUGAACAAAGGUCAACCAUUUUAUCGUCUUUAUCACAAAAUGUGAAUCAUGAUGCUGAUGAUUAUUCCAUAUGUGAUGUAUCCGUGGUCGUUCCAUGCUCGAAACUGUUAUCGAAAAUGAGUGGUGAUCAAGCGUUAGAGCUAAAGGAAUUGGAAAGAAAUUAUGAAGAGGUUCUUGAUGAAAAUUGCAGGGUUCUUGUUAAGUAUUUCCAAGAGGUUUUAGAAAAUAGUGAUGAUGGAAACAGAUUGAUUAGUCCACCGGCAUUGGUUUUGAAACAAACAGAGAAAGAUGAAGAACUAGACUACGACCAGGAAGAUAAGAACAUCAAAACCAAGGAACUUGGACUGAAAAACGGACGGUAUAAUCCGAUAUGGGCUGAAGGAGAAAGGUCAGGUGAAUUUUAUAGCAGCAGCAGCAGCAAAUCCAAAUCUCCAUUUUUCCCUCAGAGAGUCUCUCUAAAGAUCCUCAAAAAACAAAAUUCCAGGACAUUGACAACAUCGUCCAAUUUGAAUUCUGAUUCUGAACUGGAGUCUAUAUCCGAGGACAAUUCAGCCAACUCCUGUUCCUCGGAACCUGAAGCCGAGAUGGAGGAAAACAACAGAGAAAUUGCAUUGUUGGAAACUGGAAAGAGCCUAACACAAAAACAAAAGCAGCCUGUUUUUGCUGAUUCCCGUCGCUCCCCGGAUUAUCUAAUGGCAGAUAAUGGUAACCCCCCUGGUAGUGGGAAACAUACACCUCCUAAGGAUUUUGUAUGCCCCAUCACAACCCAUAUAUUUGAUGAUCCAGUCACCCUUGAGACAGGUCAGACAUAUGAGCGCAGAGCAAUCCAGGAAUGGCUGGAUCGAGGAAACUCAACAUGUCCAAUUACCCGCCAGAAUCUACAUAGCACGCAGCUGCCGAAAACAAAUUAUGUCCUCAAGAGGCUCAUAGGAAGCUGGCAAGAAAAGAAUCCAGGUCCAGUCCCACAUCAGUCCGAGAACCAUCAAGAUGUAGAAUCUAAGCCAAUGGUCAAGUCCAUAGUUCCUGCAACUUCCCCUAAUAGCGUCAUAAGCCAAGCCACCAUGGAUAGAACUAUUAAUGAGUUACGCCAAGCGAUUACCAAUCUUUGUAUGUCUGAAAUUCUGAAGGAGUCUGAAAGGGCUGUCCUCCAAAUAGAGAGGUUCUGGCAAGACAUGAAUAUAGAGUCAGAUAUUCUAACUAUGCUCUCAAAACCUCCAGUAAUCAAUGGGUUUGUGGAGAUCCUUUUCAAUUCUGUCGACCUCCAAGUGUUGAAAGCCACUUUUUUUCUCCUGUGUGAACUGGGGUCAAGAGAUGAAGCUGUGAUCCAUACACUUACCCGAGUUGACUCUGAUGUAGAACGUAUUGUGGCUUUAUUUAAGGAAGGGUUGGAGGAGGCGGUUGUGCUGAUAUAUCUGUUACAACCUCCAACGACUGGCCUAGUAGCGAUGGAUGUGGUGGAGUCCCUCCUAGCAAUUAUAAAGAAGAGAGAUGAUGAUAUGCUUAAAAUAUGUGUGAAGCCAAAAACAGCUUCUGUUCUCUUAUUGCGACAAAUUCUUCAGAGCAAUGAAGAGAAUGUUGCAUCGUCAAUUAUCAGUAUAAUUGUUUCUUCAAAAGUGAUUGAAAGUAUUGUUGGCAGCUUGGAAGCUGAAUGGGCAGUUGAGAGGAUUGCUGCAGUUGGUAUCCUACGAAGAUGCAUACAGGAAGAUGGUAAAUGCAGAAACAUCAUAGCUGAUAAGGCUCAGUUGGCUCCAGUUUUAGAAACCUUCAUGGCCACAAGCGGUGAAGAACGAUUUGAGAUAGUUUACUUUUUUUAUGAGUUAGUCAAAUUACACAGGAGGACAUUCAACGAGCAAGUUCUCAACAUCAUCAGGGAUGAAGGCGCUUUUAGUACAAUGCACAGUCUCCUUGUUUAUUUACAGACAGCGCUCCAAGACCAAUGUCCUAUUGUGGCGGGUCUCCUACUCCAACUUGAUCUUCUGGUUGAGCCAAGAAAGAUGAGUAUAUACCGUGAAGAGGCAAUUGAUACUCUCAUUUCAUGCCUCAGAAAUUCAGAAUUCCCUGCUGCUCAAAUUGCAGCUGCGGAGACAAUUGUAUCACUGCAGGGGAGAUUCACUGGCUCUGGGAAGCCCCUUACACGGCCUUUUCUUCUAAAACGUGCCGGACUUGAGAAAAAUUACAGAAAUCUCAUGCGGAUGGAGCAGUUACACAACAAUCCUGGAAAAUUUGAAGAUAUAUCUCAAGAAGAGAAGGCAGCUGAUGCUUGGGAAAGAAAAAUGGCAUUUGUUUUAGCAAGUCAUGAAUUUGGUCUGCUCUUUGAAGCUUUAUCAGAAGGCCUGAAGAGCAGAUCUGCAGAGCUAUGUUCAGCGUGCUUUGUGGCAGCAACAUGGCUUGUACACAUGCUCAGUGUUAUUCCAGACACGGGAAUAAGAGGAGCAGCUCGAGUCUGCCUACUCAAGCACUUUAUAUCGAUAUUCAAGACUGCGAAGGACAUUGAAGACAGAACCCUUUCCUUGUUGGCUCUCAAAAGCUUCAUUCAUGACCCUGAAGGACUGCAUGAUCUGACUUCCUAUAUGAAGGACAUUUUGAAAGGUCUAAGAGAGCUUAGGAAAUCCUCCCCCUUGGCAUUUGAAAUUAUCAAAGUUCUCUCUGAAGGACAAGAGUCCAGUGCAGACAUGUGGAAUCAUAAAGAACUAGUUCAAGUAGACUCCAGUGAGAAUGGAGAAGUAUUGUCAAUGGUUAGUUUCAAAGACAAGAUCUUUUCAGGCCAUUCAGAUGGAACUAUCAAGGUCUGGACUGGUAGAGGCAGCAUUCUUCAUCUUAUCCAAGAAAUUCGAGAACAUUCCAAGCCUGUUACAAGCUUGUAUAUUCUACAAUCUGGGGAAAGAUUAUAUAGUGGUUCACUUGAUAAAACUGCUAGGGUCUGGUCCAUUGGUGAUGAACUGAUACAUUGUGUACAAGUACAUGAUAUGAAGGAUCAGGUUCAUAACUUAGUUGUUGCCAACAGCAUUUCCUGCUUCAUUCCACAAGGAGCUGGUGUCAAGGUUCAUGCAUGGAAUGGACAAUCAAAACUAUUGAAUCAAAACAAAUACAUAAAGUGCUUGGCUCUUGUACAUGGAAGAUUGUAUUGUGGAUGCCAUGAUAACAGUAUCCAGGAACUUGAUUUGGCAUCAGGAACGCUCAGUACCAUUCAAAGUGGUUCGAGAAAAUUACUAGGCAAAGCACAUCCUGUCCAUGCCCUCCAAGUUCACAAUGGACUGAUAUAUUCAGCCAGCCCUCCCUUAGAUGGAGUGGCUGUGAAGAUUUGGAGCGCUACAAAUUAUAGCGUGGUAGGAUCACUGCCAACUACUUCAGAAGUGAGGUCCAUGGCAUUAAGCUCAGAGCUGAUAUACUUGGGAUGCAGAGGAGGAAUUGUGGAAGUUUGGGAUCAGAAAAAACAUACCAGAAUUGAAAUACUGCAAACUGGAACUAAUAGUAAAGUUCUAUGCAUGACUCUUGAUGCUAAUGAAGAAGUUUUAGUCAUCGGAACCUCUGAUGGCAGAAUUCAGGCAUGGGGAUUGAGUUAGAAAAGCAGGAAAGGAGAAAGGAAGCUGUAAAUUAUGGAGAGAGCACAUUGAUUUGAUGAUAUAACAAUUCGGAAGGCAGAAUAAUUCCACUGAAAAUUCUUUCGCAGCCUACAAAUGGACUUGAUUGCUAAUUUAAGAUAUGUUUUGCACCAUUCAAAUAACCAUUUUGGGUACAUGGAAAAAUGUAGAAAAAGAAGAAAACAAAAACACAGAGUCCUCAUUUUCAGACCCUACUCUUGAAAAUUGUAUAUAAGAUGAAACAAAAUUGUUUAUUGUAAUGCUAUGAGUUUAACCA
Theobroma umbraticum is the source of this 5154-nucleotide messenger RNA. Lineage: Eukaryota; Viridiplantae; Streptophyta; Magnoliopsida; Malvales; Malvaceae. The record is from RefSeq and is a predicted model, not a curated record.